This is a messenger RNA of Monomorium pharaonis (pharaoh ant), 3051 nucleotides long. RefSeq names its product nucleolar MIF4G domain-containing protein 1 homolog. NCBI's taxonomy places the organism in Eukaryota, Metazoa, Arthropoda, Insecta, Hymenoptera, Formicidae. The transcript has 8 exons. The record is from RefSeq and is a predicted model, not a curated record. Gene Ontology annotation, cellular component: nucleolus. The coding region runs from base 373 to 2949 and encodes 858 amino acids. Gene Ontology annotation, biological process: ribosomal small subunit biogenesis. Gene Ontology annotation, molecular function: RNA binding; protein binding.
GGUUCGGACAAUAUUGUAAAAAAUGGAAUUUUUAUUUCAGAACUUUUGUUUGAUAGAAUGAUAAAACUAAAGGUAAAAUACAGGCCUUUAAUGCUCUAAAACGUGAUACAUUUUUUUGAACUUUAUAAUUCUUAUUUUUUAAAUUAUAUAUUGUUUAUAUUAUGUAUAAUGUAUCUGGAUUACACCUUUCGAUGCCUUUCUGCACUUUUCUGUGCUUUCGACACUGACGCAUGUGUAUGUACAAUAAAAUUUGAGGUUAUGAUUAUAUUAAACCACCGUAAUCUCAUCAUACUUGUUUUUAUUAAUAUAUUAUAUGUACUGUAAUAUUUAUCGUGAUAUUUUAAGUGUUAAUUAAAAACGCUUCUCCGCGAAAUGGGACGUAUUCGACGUAAAGGAAUACUAGAUACUAAGAGCAAGAUCAAAGGGUCUAAAUUAAUACAGAAAACACGCAAACAGUUGCGUAAAGAGAAGAGGCAACAAAAAAAAAUAAAUAAAGCAGCGUAUUAUGAAAAGAAAAAAUUGAAAAAUCAAUCGGAGACAAUAUCGAGAAAUGACGAUGAUAGAUCGAUGAAAGAGAACAGUGAUAUCAAGCAAGUGUCACCAAUAAAAAUACAGAAAAAACGACAAAGGCCCAAAGAUACGAAGGAAGAAAAAAUGCAGAAGAAUGUAAAGAAGCAAAGGAUGGUACAAUUAAAACGAGCCAAUCUGGAAGAAGACAAGAUGAUUAAACAGUUAGAAAAGCAGUUGAAAUUAAACAAACGAAAAAGCAAAUCUGUUCCAAGGUCUUUUAUAUCAGAUGGAUUAGAUUAUCUUUUGGAUUUUUGUGAUUCAGAGAAUAGAAGUCACAUAGUUGAAACUGAAAAGCAAUUGUUAGAAACUGGAUUUAGUAGAGACUUUGAAGAGGAUUUAAAUAUGGCUAUUGGUAAGGAUGAUAUGGAGAAUGGAGAUGAAAAACAUGAUGCAGAAGAUCACAUAAAUGAUAAUGAACUUUCUGAACAAGGUGAUAAUAAAGAUUUUGAACAAGACGAUAAUGAAGAUUCUGAACAAGAUGAUAAUGAAGAUUUUGAACAAGAUGAUAAUGAAGAUUUUGAACAAGAUGAUAAUGAUGAUUCUGAACAAGAUGAUAAUGAAGAUUCUGAACAAGAUUCAGAAAAUAAAAGUCUGUUAUCUGUUGAAAAUUUAAUCGAAGAUAACGAAGACAUUUUUUCAGAAGGGACAAAUAUGAUAAACAUAAAAUCUAAAAAAUAUGAACCACAUGAGAAAGAUGAAACAGUAAACAAAAAGUCAAGUUACAGUAACGUAUCAGAGCAAUCAGAUAAUAAUGAAGACCUAUGGGAAGACAUUUAUGGUAGGCAGAGAGAUAAACAAGGCAACAUUGUAUCAAAAAAAUAUGUACCACCUGCAGCACGCAUUACAAGUAGUAAUAUUUCUUCUGAUGAUGAGAAAGUUCGGAGAUUAGAAAAACAGAUAAAAGGUAUUUUAAAUAGAUUAGCUGAGCAAAAUAUGCACACCAUUGCAAACCAGGUAGAAGAAAUGUAUAUGUCAAAUAGUCGUAAUAAUAUGAAUGUAAUAUUGUCCAAACUAAUGAUGGAAAGCAUUAUUGCACCAAUAUUAACUCCAGAUCGACUUAUUUGUGAACAUAUGAUGUUAAUCGCUAUACUACACGCAAAUGUUGGUACAGAAGUUGGCGCGCAUUUCUUGCUGGCUAUUGUAAAAAGGCUUCACCAUAUGUUGGAAGAAUUUCAUAAUGUUGAAAAUAAGGAAUUGGAUAAUAUAAUUCUUAUGAUUUCACAUCUCUAUAAUUUCAAGGUAUACGGUCAUCGUCUCUUGUAUCAAAUAUUAGAAAAACUAGCAGCAAAAUUUACAGAAAAGGAAAUUGAAUUAAUUUUAUUGAUCUUAAGGACAGUGGGUUUUCAAUUAAGGAAAGACGACCCAAUCGCUUUAAGAGAACUUAUAUUAAAUUUGCAGCAAAAGGCAAAUAAUGCUACUCUAGAAAAUUCAAGAGUCAAAUUUAUGUUAGAUGUAUUACUGGCAAUAAAAAAUAAUAACAUGAGCAAAAUACCUCAAUAUGAUCCUUCUCAGAUAGAACAUUUGAAGAAAAUUCUAAAGAGCUUUAUUCAUAAAGGCAGUAAUGUUACACAGUUUAAUGUAUCUUUAGAAGACUUAUUAGAAGCUGACGAAAGAGGAAAAUGGUGGAUAGUAGGGUCAGCCUGGUCUGGUCUUAAAGAUAUUGGUAAAUUAGAAAAAAAUUCGGAAGACAAGAAAAAAACGUACAGUGAAGAUAUAUUGGAAUUAGCUCGAAAACAGAGAAUGAAUACUGAUGUCAGAAGAGAUAUCUUUUGUGUACUUAUGACAGCUGAAGAUUAUUUAGACGCAUUUGAAAAACUCCAUCAUCUUGGUUUGAAAAAUCAGCAACAGAGGGAAGUAAUUUAUGUUAUUUUCAAUUGUUGCAUUCAAGAAAAGAAGUUUAAUCCUUAUUAUGCUGUAUUGGCGCAAAAGUUAUGUGAUUUUGAUAGAAAAUAUCAGUUAACUAUACAAUAUACAUUGUGGGAUAAGUUGAAGACAUUGGAUGAUUUAAAUACGAAACAGUUAACAAAUCUGGCAAAAUUUUUGACUUUUCUAUUCUUAGGCAAAGGUCUUCCUCUUUCUGUUUUAAAGGUGAUUCAAUUCAUGGAAUUAGACAAAUUAACCAUGAGACUUGUACGACAAAUCAUGCUGGGGAUAUUAUUACACGAGAAUGAGGAGACCUGUCUGGAAGUAUUUGGAAGAAUAUCUUUAUCUCCAAAAUUGCAAACUUUUAGAGAAAGUCUGAGAUUAUUUAUAAAUCAUUUUCUUGUAAAAAAUAUUUGUACUGCUGAAAAUAUGCAAGAACGUAGUGAACUAUUAAAGAAACGUGCAGCAUGUGUAGAUAAACUUUUAAGUACACGAGAGUCAAAACUUAUAUUUUAAUUAAUAUUAUAAUUCAUUUUUUUAUAAUGUGUACAUACAAUAUAUAUUUUAUAUAUUAUGUAUAUAUUAUAUAUAAACAACUAGAUAUAAAUAUAAAAAGUA